Molecule: messenger RNA, 3352 nt
Organism: Colossoma macropomum (tambaqui)
Lineage: Eukaryota; Metazoa; Chordata; Actinopteri; Characiformes; Serrasalmidae
Gene: pnrc2
Product: proline-rich nuclear receptor coactivator 2
Exons: 3
Coding region: 425-907 (160 amino acids)
Biological process (GO): nuclear-transcribed mRNA catabolic process, nonsense-mediated decay
Cellular component (GO): P-body; nucleus
Source: RefSeq, a predicted model, not a curated record
GCCAUUUUGUUGUAAGUGAGAUAGAGACGGAGGAGAGAGAGAAGAGGGGAGCAAACAUCUCUGUUAGUUCUAAGUCGUCGAGGUUAUUUCCACGUUGUGAAAAUAACGUCUUCACUUGGAGCUACAGUAUAAACAGCCAGCCUGUAUUAAACGACGGGCUUUCGCCAUCAAAACCCCGAGGAAGUCGAUCAGCGGCUUCCCAGUGCGCCGUGUGCCGGGGUGAACUGAUGUUCAACUCGGCUUCACGACAAAACAUCACUCGCUGGCACAUGAAAACCUCGGACACUGUGGGCCUAAAGCGUGCAGUGAGAAGUAGAUCAACUACUUCGAGGACCUGGAGCCCUAUUGGGGAGGAGAAAUUAAGAAAUAAAGACAUCUACGCAUUCAUCUUCAACACAAAGAGGUGACAUCCAGUGUGAGCAGUAUGGGAGGUGGUGAAAGAUACAACAUUCCAGCAUCCCACCCUGAUCACUCUUUGUCCAAAAAGAACCAACAGGUUGGCAGGGCCAAGCAAAGGAGCCGUAACCAAAAUGGAGGAGUGCUUGCAGCAUCCUCUGGAGCCCCGGCAGGGCCCCUCCUCCACAGCCAUCGCAGGAGCGACAAGGGUAGCGGUUAUUCGUGGUCUCCUGAGGCGCGGCAGGCCGUGUCCGCGGAGAAGAAGAAGAAUGGGUCAGUUCGUUUCGCCACACCGUACGACCAAAAUUGGGAGGGAGCCGUAUCACAUCUGAACAACCUCUUGGCAGCUCAGUGUGGCCACAGUUAUGCAGGAGCCAAGUUCAGUGACCCCCCAUCCCCUAGCGUUCUGCCCAAACCUCCCAGCCACUGGGUGUCUCUACCCAUGGUCCCUUGCGAUCGCCGUGAGAUGAUGGCCUUUCAGUUAAAGAGCCUUCUUAAGGUUCAAGCGUGAGAACGAACCUCACUGAUCUCUCAAAGCCAGUGAUGGAAGGCUCCACUUUGACCUGUUACCCUCCUGGAACGCUGCAGAGCUGCAAUACAUUUUUUUUUAAAGCGGUUUCGAAUUUAUUUUAUAGUGACCAUUUUACAGAUUUUUCAUUUUUAAUUGUGAGCUGCUUUCCUAGACCUAGAUUAAGGCAGAAUCCUGGAGUUUUCAUUGAUAUGAAAUUUCAGCUGAAGACUAGACUUAAUCUUUCUCUAAGAAGCUGACUAUGAACUGGUUCCUGUCGCCAGGUUAAGCCUAAAUCUGGACUAAAGGCUUUUUAGUGGUGAAUCACCAUUUGUAUGCGGCUUUAGUCCAAGAUUAGGCUUAGUUCUUGUCCAGAGACCAGCUCUUAUCUUUUUAUCCUCAAAGGUGUACAGCUGUUGCAGCCUUGCAGGUGGGAGAGCUCUGGUGGAGUCGUAUGCCUUGGAGGAUUGAUGAACUGGAUUUCCUUCUCGUUUAUGUUGCCGAUAUGUUUUGUUUUUUUUAUUAUGGCCGUUAAUGACUAUGCGGUUACACAUCGCUAGUUUGACUAUGCUUUGGUCUCUGAACAGUUUAUUUUCCAAAUAGAGGCUUCUUGUGAGACCUUAGCAUGAGGUUUUAAUCAUGUCGAGGUUAUGCAGAAGCCUCUUGGUGCUAAAGCACAUCAGAAUUUGUAGCAUACUGAUCGUUAGAUUAGAGAAUGCCACAUCUCUAUUGUUAGUGUCGUUUCUGUUUUGGGGGGAAGAAUAUGCUGCUUGACCUUGUUCUGAAGAUACCAGAGCAACUGAAUGUGGAAGAACAAGCUGUUGUAUGUAGAUGAUUUAAAGACAGACUGAUGGGUUUAACUGUGGCACACAGACCUUGUACUUUCAACUCCUGUACUUUUUUUAAAAUUGCGCUGUGCGCACUGCACUAUGGGUGUUGAAAUUUCAACAUGGUUUGUAAGUUCCACUGUAGCAUAAGCCCUGUUGCGUUAGGUUAUCAAUCAUAAGUGUUUGUUUACUAGAGCAGUGUAGGUUUUUUUUUUUGUUUUUUUUCCCCCUUCCUUAUCGCAUGGUCACAAGUGCCAUAUAUGCCAUAGCAGGUAAAGCAUUAUGCUUAUUUCUUGGGAAAUUAUUUGUAUACAAUCAGUGAUGUUUAUUUUAAUAAGCUGUCUGAGCUUGACACGUCCCUACACAACACCAAUAUGGCAAACUAUGCGGAGGAGGUCCAAGCUGCGGGAUGCAGGAAUGUUGCUAUUGUUUUUCCCUGGUCUUGCUUCAUGGCCUUGUUCGCCAUGUGCUGUGUUGUGAGGUGAUGUUUUGUAGCACUGUUGGACACAAGUGUGAAAGUGUUUACAUUCUCCAAAAAAGGUUUUAACCUGAAGCCUGCCAAAAUCAUAAAAAUUCUUCCCUUUCAUACUUGAUGUCCACAUUGCACUGUUGUUAAAUGGUGUUCAGAAGUUGCAGACUGUGUUCUUCCUAUGGCCGGUAUGUAAUGUAACGCUCCCCGUGUUAUUUCUGCUUGUAAGCGUGUUAAACAGCGUGUGGAAGUGUUGGUACCUCUCUUGCGCAAGAGUAUUAACGGCCAUCUGAAAGAUGACAAAACAAAGCUGAAGACUUGGAUAUGUAAUGGAGCCAUGUAAAUAAUGAAAUGUAUAAAAUAUUGUAGCAUAUUGUACAUUGUGCAGGGUUGUUUUAAACCUGCUGAUAAAGAAUUUUUAGUAAUAACACUGAAUGUAAGUCAUGCUGAAGACGUGGCUUGAUAUUAAAAUGCUGAAAAUAUUAUUUUUGUUUAAAAAAAAAAGAAAAUAUUUGCCUAUAGCACAUGGAAACCCCUGCACUGUGCGACUUCUGCCAGUGAUCUUGCACAUAAUGCUUUUAUUUUUUAUAAUGCACAGUACAGAGGGAGAAAACCAGCUUUAAGUGCAAAUUAAAAAAAAGACAACAAAAUUAAAUUUAAAAUUUUAAAGUGACUUUACACCGCCACACAAUCUUAUUUCAAAUGGACUAUAUGUUAGGCACUUUUAUAUUAGUAAAAUUUUCACCACUUUUCCCCACCCUCUCUUUCUUUCCUCUGAAUUUUAAUUCUCCCAUCUGUUCACUGUUUUUCACUACAUUUCAACGUUUUUCAUUUUUACCUCUCGCCAGGCAGCAGCUGUUUUGUAUCCAAAUCUCAGUCUUUCCUCCGCAGACUGAUUGUUUUAGAUACAAGAUGCUGUACAUUUCCAAUUUAAUUUCUGUUCCUUGCACCAGUAUUUUUCUGAUUUGUGUGCGUGUUAAAGUCUCUCCAAUGAAUUGGUUUUUGAAUUUGUCCCAACCUCAAGUGUCACUGUGAAAAAGAAACUAUUUGCCCAUUUUAUUGUAAUUGAUUUGUACUAAAGUUUUAUUGGCAGCACUGUGUAAUUUGGCCUAAAAAAAAAUCUAAUAAAUUCCCUUCCUUUCCCCCCUAAAA